Phanerochaete carnosa HHB-10118-sp is the source of this 384-nucleotide messenger RNA. RefSeq lists its product as uncharacterized. The record is from RefSeq and is a predicted model, not a curated record. Bases 1 to 384 code for a protein of 127 amino acids. The transcript has 4 exons. Lineage: Eukaryota; Fungi; Basidiomycota; Agaricomycetes; Polyporales; Phanerochaetaceae.
AUGCUCGAGAUGCUCGCAGUUCUCCAGCAAUUUCAAAAGCGCAAGUCGGGCAAAACCAGCGCAAGGUCUGCCGCCUUCCACGCAAAGAAGGACGCUCUCUUUGCCGAGGCGCGUAAGAACGCCGAAAACGCAGUCAAGGAAGGCGUCGCAUACAUCGAGCAAUAUCGAGCCAAGAUAGCUGAGCUGAGGGCACGCGAGGUCUCCCAGGACGCGCGCCUCAAAGAUAUGUCGCUCUUCAGCAGCCGGGAGGACGCGAUGAGAGCCGUCCUCGCCGCGUUCCCACCUUUAUUGGAUGAUCUCUCCCACCGACGGGCCGAGGCCAUAAACGAGACUAGCGAAAUGCGUGCGUCUGUCCUCUGGUCAUUCUGCUGCACAGAAAGGUAA